Molecule: messenger RNA, 568 nt
Organism: Meloidogyne enterolobii
Lineage: Eukaryota; Metazoa; Nematoda; Chromadorea; Rhabditida; Meloidogynidae
Source: the annotation of a GenBank genome assembly
UUACCCUCCUUUUUUAAUCUCAAAAAAUAUUUUUUUCAGUCCCUCAUCUCCAACACCUUCCAUUUCUUGUGAAACGUGUACUCAACUUAGCCAAUUGGAAGUGGAAGCAUUUGCGGCCGUUGGGGAAGUUGCCACGUUUGUCAAAUCGAUUAGCGUUUCGGAAAUUUUGACACGUACUCCUGAACUGUUGUUUCUCAAUUUGGUGACGUUGGAAAAUGAAUCCUACUGCAUUGAGUUAACACAAAAAGGAUGGAGAAUUUGUUCGGAUAGACUUGAUUGUAUGUAUGGAGAUUUUCGAAAGCUGGAAAUGCAUAUCAAUUAUUAUGAGACAAUUUAUUCACUUCUCGAUUCACUUUCCAAACUUUAUCGUGACCAAUUUAGCAGUUCAUUAGCUACAAAAUUGGGUAAAUUACAAGAAGAACGGACCACGGAAAGGAAGGAAAGGAAGGAAGAAAAGACUGAGAGGGAGGAGAAAACUGAAGAUUAUGACGAGGAUGAGGUUUAUUUGGCACAUGUUAGAGGGGAAAAUUUUAAUGUUGUUGAUGAAAAGCCUAAUGUUGAGGAUUAG